AAAUUCACUCAAUUCAUCCUCCUCUCUCUAUCCAGCAAAGUGAGACUUAGGACGAUGGUCUGAUUGUCACGCUCACCCCCGCGUUCAUCCCCAAAUCCAAAUUUAGGAAGCUGCAGAAGUUCACGAUGCACAAAACCCGUGAUACUUGGUUGGCAAUUUUAGGCUAUUAGUCAAAUUUCGGGGGUGAAGGGGUGGCGGUAGCGCAUGCAAGCUAAUUGCCGGUGAUUAUUCGAUAGUUACUACCUUACAUGCUACCAGUUCAUUGGCCCGGAGCGCAAAGUGCUGAGAUUACUGAGGGACUUCACUAUUCAGAAUAUCAACUUUCCCACGAAAUGGAGAGAAUGGUUGCAGCGGGACAAACCAUAUCAAAUUCCACCAGAUCGCAGCCUAGAUUUCAGGUAUAAAACCCCCCCUCGCCCUCCCCCAUCUUGCUUCCUCACCACCACCAGCUUCUCUGACAAUCCAUCGACAGCAUUGAUAUCCUCUUCUUCAAUUCAUUUCAAUCCCCAAGCCCUUUUUAUUGAAAAUGCAGGCUAAGGUCUUCCUCUCUACCAUGUUGGCGAGUCUCCUCGCGGCCGGUGUUAUUGCUACUCCGACUGCUCUUGAGGUUCGAGAUAUCAAGUCCACCCAUGGUUGGGACGGCACCGUCACUGCUCUCGAAAAGGUCGCCGCCUCAGUCGGAAAUGUGAAGCCCCACCCCAAGGGGACUGUCAUCACUCCCAAAGAAAAUGAUACCCCGGUUGCCUCAACUGAUGUCGAAGCCAGAGAUCUCGUGAGUAGAAACCUAUCUGCCAUCAACUGUAUUUGACGGGCAGUGAUUAACUUUUACAAUAGGAGAAUCUUUCAAAGAGAACCGCUGGAUGUAUCUAUGUGACCAAGGAUUCGUAAGCAGUGCCUUACUUGGUAUCCCCCUUUCCCCCAACGCUAACAGAAUUACUCCAGCAACUUCGGCGGUGGAAGUCUGUACCUCUGUAUUGCAACAAACGGCGGCUGCACCAACUGGAACAACGAUUGGAGAUACAGCAUUAGCUCUUUCGGCCCCGACCCAGGUAUUACCUACUUAUCCGAGAAUCGCCCUAAUGAGCUCUGCUGACAUUCUCUCUUACAAGGCACCACUUGCCAAAUCUUCACCAACUCGAACUGUGCUAGCGGUGGAUCCGUGCCCUUCGGAUACCCCGGGUACGGAAACCUCGGAGGAUGGAACGACAACAUGGGCUCCUUCCGCUGCUGGUGGUAGUGGAUGGAUGCAACUCUUUAGCAUUGGUUGA
Messenger RNA from Tuber aestivum (summer truffle), 1268 nucleotides. The record is from the annotation of a GenBank genome assembly. Lineage: Eukaryota; Fungi; Ascomycota; Pezizomycetes; Pezizales; Tuberaceae.